AUGGUGAAAGUCACUUUCAACACACUUGCAGGAGUGCAGAAGGAGGCAGGGCAGCGAGACAUGGAGGCCUUCAUGAGUCACACAGUUAGAGCACAGAUCCUGACCGGCAAGGAUGCCAUUUACCAUGGAGAGAUGUAUUUCUUGGAUUCUGAGGACCCUGUAAAUUCCUUUCAUGAUGGAGAGCCUUACUUCCUACCUGUGACAGAGGAGGCUGACAUUCAUGAGGAUGACAACAUCACAAUCAUUGAUGUGUCUGUUUCCACUUUCCCUGAUAGUGAUCCUGCAGCAAUUAUCCCUGACUUUGAAAAGGGAAUGACUGCUUACCUAGACAUGUUCCUGGGGACCUGCUAUCUGAUGCCCUUGAAUACCUCCAUUGGUAUGCCUCCAAAGAAUCUGGUGGAGCUCUUUGGCAAUCUUGCAAGGGGCAAAUAUUUGCUUCAUACUUAUGUGGUUCAUGAAGAUCUGGUUGCUACUGAAGAAAUUCAUCAUGUUAGUAAUCUAGGAACCUUUAUUUAUCAACUUUGCAAGAACAGAAAAUCCUUCCGCCUUCGUCACAGAGUCCUCUCGCUAGGUUUCAAUGAGUAUGCCAUUAAAAAGUGCUGGAAGAUUAGACACUUCCCCAAUGAAUUUAUUGGUGAGACCAAAAUCUGUCAAGAGUGA
Messenger RNA from Octodon degus (degu), 660 nucleotides. Its product is annotated as integral membrane protein 2A-like. Gene Ontology annotation, molecular function: amyloid-beta binding. The transcript is spliced from 2 exons. The coding region runs from base 1 to 660 and encodes 219 amino acids. NCBI's taxonomy places the organism in Eukaryota, Metazoa, Chordata, Mammalia, Rodentia, Octodontidae. The record is from RefSeq and is a predicted model, not a curated record. Gene Ontology annotation, cellular component: extracellular exosome; plasma membrane; Golgi apparatus. Gene Ontology annotation, biological process: negative regulation of amyloid precursor protein biosynthetic process.